Microplitis mediator is the source of this 1521-nucleotide messenger RNA. RefSeq names its product protein prenyltransferase alpha subunit repeat-containing protein 1-A (gene temp). The record is from RefSeq and is a predicted model, not a curated record. The coding region runs from base 175 to 1455 and encodes 426 amino acids. Gene Ontology annotation, molecular function: protein prenyltransferase activity. Gene Ontology annotation, cellular component: cytoplasm. NCBI's taxonomy places the organism in Eukaryota, Metazoa, Arthropoda, Insecta, Hymenoptera, Braconidae. The transcript has 2 exons. Gene Ontology annotation, biological process: protein prenylation.
UUGUAUGCUACUGCAAUGGAGGAUAAAUGUUUAUUACCGCAUUGUGCAAUGCAGAGAAAAAUUAAUAGACGAGAAAGAAAAAAAAUAUGUUAUUAUUUUUUAAUUGAAUGUUAUCAGUGCUGUUAAUAAUAUGGAUGCAGUUUAUUUUUAAAGUAAAAUUAAGUGAGUGUCAACAUGCAGGAAAAUACGUUCCCAGCGGCUGAAAAAAUACUUUCUGAUAUUGAAAAUGUUAUUAAAAAAGAUACGAACCUUCAAAGUUUCGAAAUAAUCUUAGAAGACGACAAUGAAAACAAAUCUCCAGUUUAUCACGAAGAAAAUUCUCUGGGUCUGGCAUCUUGGUGCAUUCAGCCACUCUACUGCUACACAUACAAUCGUCUCAUUGAAUCACGAAAUAAUAAAUUCCGUCGAGAAGAUCCAGGGACAACUUCUCGAUGGCUACUGGGUGCGAUUCUUCUCAACCCCGAUGUAAAUACUUUUUGGAACAUGAGACGUGAACUAGUUCGCAAUGGUCGUGUCGAUGCGAUACAAGAGUUGCGAUUAAUAAAAAUAGUUCUUUUUCACAAAGCAAAAUGUUUCGAGGCAUUUUCUUAUCGGCGAUGGAUUAUCCAAUAUAUUUUAACAGAGAACAGACAUUCAGAUGACAUCAGUUUGUUGUUACAAACAGAAAUAAAUGUCGCUGUAAUGUCAGCUGAUCGAUAUGCGAAUAAUUAUCAUGCCUGGAGUUAUCGACAGCACGUAGUGUCGAUGUAUGAGGCCUUAGUAUCAACGAAUUUUCAUCAGUUUAUUAUUUCUGAAUGGGAGUCGUCGGAAAAAUGGUGCAGUCUACAUGUUUCUGACCACAGCGGGUUAUCUUACAGACAAUUUCUGCUAAAAAAAUUACUCAUUAAAUCGCAAGUACUUCAAUCUGAUGAUACCUUGAGCUCAGAAUUUGUCAAUAAACGGCGUAAAAUAAUUUAUGAGUACAUUAAAAAAUAUAACAAUGGACAAGGUUGUAAAGACAUCAGUUGUUUAUACAAUGGAGGAUACUGCGAAAUAAUAAAUACUCUUCAUGGUGAUUGUAAAAUAAAAAAACUAGACAUUGAUUAUGAACGAGUGCUGAUAGCUUUGUCUUAUUGGGUAGAAGAUUGUAUUUUAAAUCAAGAUCUUAUUAAAUGUUUUCCUGGUCAUGAGGCCCUUUGGUAUCAUCGAAGAUUCCUGGGGCAUGCACUCAGAUGUAUUAAACUCUCGUACUCAAAGUAUUCAUGUUACAAGGCUGAGUUUUUAGAAUCUCCGCAUUGUAUUAGAGUUGAUAAUAAUGAUCAACGGUCAAGUGAUAAAGACUCUCAUAAUUUACUUGAGAUUGCGUUUAAUAAUAAUAAUAUAGAAAUAAUUGAAUUUUCAAAACGUCAAGGUAGCUAUCAAAGUAAUAUUGCUGAUAAAUUUAUCAAAUUUUUAGAUACUUUGAAUUUUAAAUAAUUUAUAUAGAAAUCAAAAAUAAUUGUCGGAGUACACAAAUUAAUACUUUUGAAGUAUAUUUUAGAU